AUGACACUAUGGUUGGAAGGGUUGGAACUGCAUGCAAAGAAUAAUAUUGGAAGGCUUGACAAUGAGAGUCUAUUUCAUCAAAACCAAAAUUUAGAUGAUUUCAGCAAUGUUCCAGACUUUGAUAAGCUUCUUGUGCAGAGCAAGGUCAAGAUGUACUCUGGAAAAAUCUUGGUGAUUCAAGAAGCAAAAGUCAAUACAUUAACUAGAGAUCAGUGA
Paracoccidioides brasiliensis Pb18 is the source of this 216-nucleotide messenger RNA. RefSeq lists its product as uncharacterized. The transcript is spliced from 2 exons. Bases 1 to 216 code for a protein of 71 amino acids. The record is from RefSeq and is a predicted model, not a curated record.